Messenger RNA from Rodentolepis nana, 345 nucleotides. Lineage: Eukaryota; Metazoa; Platyhelminthes; Cestoda; Cyclophyllidea; Hymenolepididae. The record is from the annotation of a GenBank genome assembly.
AUGCUUGCUUCAGUUCUAUGGCUUUCUGAAUUAGACCAGAUUGCGUUACUCAUGGGUGCUGAAGAACUUAUCCAUGGGAAUGUACAGUGGCUUCUCAUACAGGAUCAAGGCCUUUUCUUUGAUAGGGAACAUAUUGUAGUGCUUCCUGUAACUAGGAGCAUGGCAAGAACAUAUUGUGGUGCUUCCUGUAACCAGGCGCAUUGCAUCAAUCAUAUUGUCGUGCUUCCUGUAACUAGGAGCAUUGCAUCAAUGGGUCCUUCCUGUAACUAUGAGUGGGAACAUAUUGUAGUGCUUCCUGUAACUAGGAGCAUGGCAGGAACCUAUUGUGGUGCUUCCUGUAACUAG